This is a messenger RNA of Zingiber officinale, 438 nucleotides long. Its product is annotated as arabinogalactan protein 23-like. NCBI's taxonomy places the organism in Eukaryota, Viridiplantae, Streptophyta, Magnoliopsida, Zingiberales, Zingiberaceae. The transcript has a single exon. The record is from RefSeq and is a predicted model, not a curated record. Bases 118 to 294 code for a protein of 58 amino acids.
UAUCUCCUAUAAAUCUCCCCCAUUGCUCCAUUUGCUUCCCUCAGGCUGCAAAUCUGCAAUAGCGAAGGAGAGGAAUCCCACAUCUUCUUCAUCUGUUCCCCUGCCACAGCCAUCACCAUGGAGAUGAAAAAGAUCGCCUGCGCCGCCCUGGUCGCCGCCGUCUCAGCCACCUCCGCCCUCGCCGCCGAGGCCCCCGCCCCAGGCCCGGCCAGCGCCUCCUUCGCCGUCACCCCCGCCGUCGGAGCCGCCAUCGCCGCCUCCUUCCUCUCCUUCUUCGCCUUCUACUUGCAGUAACUAACCCCAUCCAGGCGAAACCUUGGAGCUUGAUGAGUCAAUAAUUCCACUUAAUGUUCAUGCCUUUGCCGUUCGUUACAUGUUCCAUGUCUACGGAUUGUGAGAUUUUGAAAGAUAUAUAAAAAAAGAUUUCUUUAUUAUUAA